UGCGCAUGCGUUGUUUAGACUUUGGGGAUGGGUCUAUCGAUGGAAUCAAGAUGGCGACUCGGGCGAAAGCGCCAAUAUAUUUACUGAAGUAGAUGUCCAAAAUUCGCCGCUGUAGCGGUUUUUUUCAAGCCCCGCUGGGGUUCCGUGAACCAUGAAGCCCUGGAACAUGUUUUGGAAAAGGAACUGACCGGAAUAAUACCGUAACUAAGUCAGCGAGAUGUGCGAGAGCUAUGCCCGCUCGCUGCUGCGUGUUUCGGUGGCGCAGAUCUGCCAAGCUCUGGGCUGGGAUGCGGUUCAGCUCACUGCAUGCGAUCUGUUGUCGGAUGUACUGCAUCGAUAUAUUCAGCAGCUGGCCAGGGCGUGCCAUCGGUACUCUGAACUCUGUGAGUGCUUCUUUCAUUGCCCCGAUUACUUUUUUAACCCACAAAAGUGAAGUAGUCGAUCACGUUGUUGUUGACUGGCUCUGCAGCUGGCGCCCCCUAGCAAAGGUUGAUAUGUCAAAAAGUACAGUAGCAGCACAGCUAACUAGCUCCCAUGUAUGGUCAUUGUUGCAUCAAAGGGUUUCCUUGACUGUGUGUACUACAGUGAAGAUAAUCAUCCUUAUGCAAUAAAAAGGAGGCCUGUAUUAUGUGUAGACUCUGUUAAGUAGACCUAAUCAAUCAGGACCAUGUCUUGUAUUUCAAGCUCUAUCAUCAAUAUGCAGUCCAAACUUUUGACUCAGCUUUUAUCAGCUCUGACAGCAUGCUGCAGUGAGGUAUAAUAUCUUAAUUUGAUGUUGCGUUUCAGAUGGAAGAACAGAUCCAGUCCUGGAUGAUGUGAGCCAAGCUUUCAGACUGCUGGGAGUGAGUCUGAGUGAACUGGAGGACUAUGUCCACAACUUGGAGCCUGUGCCCUUCACCCACCAAACACCACUCUUUCCUGUCAGCAAAAACAAUGUGCUGCAGUUCCCUCAGGCUGGAGCUCGAGAUGCAGAGGAAAGGAAGGAUUAUAUUCCAGAAUACAUGCCACCGCUGGUCUCUUUACAAGAAGGUCAGUUCAUAGAAAGAUGUGUAAUAAUCUCUGAGUGUUUAUGAUGAGGGCUGCUCAGUAAUUUGAAAUGUAGUAGACAUUCAGGCCAAGAACAGGAUCCAUUUUUGUGAAGACUACUGAUUUAUUUAUAAACGUGUAAAUUAACAUUAUAGAAGUGGAAUAUGGAGCUACUGGAGUGCCGCAGAGAGUCACUGUUGAAACCACCUCAAGAUUCAAAUCAUUUUUUGUCACAAAAAUUGAUCCAGGCUAUAUUAAAGUUUUUUGUUGUUGUUGUUUGUUGAUGUUUUCCCCAGUCCAUCAGUAGAAUGAUCAUGAUCAUUAGAAGAACACACAGGAGAACAUAUUAACAAUAUCAACCAAGCUCUAAAAUUGAUAUUCAAGUAGAGGCAGAGUUAUAUUACAGUGCACCUUUUAUUAACAAGUUAGUCAGGCUACACAGUGUGUAAGUCUUUCUCUCUGGGCCGUAAUAUAUGUGAAAUGGACAAGGGUUGUGUCAGAGAUAUUCGUUUGAAGAUGCUAAAUUUCUUUUUCUCUACCUGCUGUCUCCAGAAGAGGAGGAAGAGGAGGUCCUUGCUGACAUGGGCACCUCAGCUGAAGCCAUGCAGGUGGCACUGGAAGAAGAUGAGGAGGACAUGGAUGAGGAUGAGACUGUCAACGAUGAGAACCACCCACUGAAGAGGCACCUGGACAGUCCAGAUGCAGCUAUGGGCAUGAUGCCUACCUCCAAGAGACCACGCAUGUACCCCGGCCUCAGCCCAGAAUGGGGGGUUGAGCCAAGGGAGCCCCUCACCUCCCUCAACCCUCAGCGUGUCCCCCCAGGCAUGCUGCCCACUCAUGACAGCAUCGACCCCUUGUCCCCUGAAACACCCUCUGGAGCCCUGCCUUCAUUCAGACCUCAGCCAGUUGUACCAAAACACUCUGAUCAAAAGGGUCUCACCACUCCAGGAAGAAAACCUAAAGUUUCUUCACCUGGAAGACAACGGACUAAGUCCCCUAAAGGUGUCCUCCCUGUUCCGGUGGGUGGUAGUCCCAUCAGCUCUCCAAAACCACCUAAGGAGAGAAAGAAAUCCCCAGGUCGGACAAAGAGCCCGAAAAGUCCCAAGAGCCCCAAGAUGGGUUCAGCCAAAGCAUCCCAACCCCAGAGCAAGACAGACAGUGUGCAUAAGCUGCCUCUUUCUGCUCUGAGUGAGAGGAUGGGCAAAGAGAACAUCCAUAUGCGACUAAAUAUUGAAGAGAGCCACCUAGCUGAGGGUCCUUUUAAGAAAUUAGAGCCUGAUAAUACAGCCAUUGAUGACUCCAUUGAUGCUGUGAUUGCCAGAGCGUGUGCAGAGCGUGAGCCGGAUCCUUUUGCGUUCUCCUCAGGCUCUGAUUCAGAUAGUAAUGGAUUCUCCAGCCCCAGGAGGCUGACCAUCAUGGAACCGUCUACGCCUAAAGCCCUGAUUGGGGCCAGUAACUCUUUAAAGGACACGUCAACACCACUUCACCUACAGGGGCACCCAGGCUUAGGAAAUUGGACUAUGGAUGAUUCAAUCAAUGAGGUGAUCCGAAAGGUCAACCAAGGCGGUCCAUCUGCAGCCCAGCCAAGUCAGGGAGACUUUGUGUCCUCAGGUUCUGCCUCUCCCCCCACUCCUGAACCUCUGCUCAAGGUCUUUGAAGAGAAGAACAAGAUUGUUUCAUCGGUGGAUGUAAAGAAAAAGCUGAAGAAGGAGCUCAAAACUAAAAUGAAGAAGAAGGAGAAAGACAAGCCAAAAGACAAGGAGCGGGAGAAAGACAAGAGCAAAUUGAAAGAGAAGAAUAAAGAGAAAAACAGGGACAAGAACAAGGAGUUUUCUAAGGAUGCUAAGAUGCCCUGGAAGGAUUUUGGCAAGAUGGAUGAAGAGCUCUUCCUUCCGCGAGACUUUACUUUGCCCGAGGGCUCCAUCAAGAUAAAAUCCAGAGAUGGAGAUGGACCUAAAAAGGAGAAGGAGAAACAUAAAGACAAAAAGAAAGAUAAAGAAAAGAGUAAAAAGGACAAAGACAAGCGGGACAAGGGUAAGGACAGGGGCAAAGAGGACAGGCAGAAACAAUCUGCAUUAGCCCCCUUUGCUCUUGGGGAACUCCAACCACUGUUUAGCCCCUCUGCCUGCCUGCGAAUUCCCUCUAUGCUUCCUCCUUUGGCCCCGAUCCUCCAGGACAAGGAUGUAAAGAGCAAGGAGAAGGACAAGAAAAAGGACAAGAAGGAGAAGAAGAAAAAGAAAGACAAAGAAAAAGAUAAAGAGCGAGAAAAGGCCAAAGAAAAGGAGAGGGAGAAAGAGGAGAAGAGGAAAGAGAAGGAGAAGGAGAAAGAAAAACGGGAAAAGGAGAAAGAAAAAGAGAAAGAGAGGAUUAGAUUAGAGAAGGUAACUUAUAUUGUUGAAUAUAUUUUGUCUAAUUUUAGAGAGUUACUGUUUCUAACCUUGUCCUUCUUGAAUCAUCAGGUGAAAGAAACUCCAGCGACUCUGCCGUCUCCAGUCAUUCCCAGACUGACGCUCAGGGUGGGAGCUGGCCAAGACAAAAUGUAAGCAUUCAGAUGCUUUCAACAGAGAUAAUCGUCAUUCUUUACCGCUAAUUGUCUCAAAAGUCAAAGCUCUACCAUCUUUGCAGAAAUAAUUAUUUGCUAGAAUUAGGAAUGACCAGAAGUAAACAAGAACUUUCCAGCUCCCUGUUUUUCAUUCAUGUUCCAGACAGGCUGCAAGUACACUGUGUUGUUGUGUUUGUGUUGACUCUCUCUCUAUCCUUGUCACUUAUCAGUGUUAUCAGCAAGGUGGUCCCAAACUCCGAGCCCAAAACGCCAGCGCCGAAAACCCCAGCUGCCAAGUCCGGACCUGGGAAUCGCCCUCGAACACCUCCGCCGCCUCCGAUACUCUCCCCAGUGGUGCCCUCCCUGCCUCUGCCGGCCUCUCCUCUUCCACCAGCUCCUGCUCCUUCAUCGUUGCUCUCCUCUGCUACCAUGAUGUCUCCUGCAGCAUCCUUCAAAACGCCAGUCCGCAGCGUCGUUACCGAGACCGUCAGUAACUAUGUAGUGAGUGUCGACUCACCACUUUUAUAUAUUUAAAGAAUAUGCAUGUUUUAAAAGUAUAUUGUUUAUACGUUGUGUCCAAAUAUAUAGUAUUUGAUUCCCCUUUCUUGUUCUGUGUUGUUGACAUCAUAGCUGUCACGAUAUUUGUUCACUAAGAGGGUUUUUAAUGCCUUCUGUGUCUCUUCAAAGAUUCGAGAUGAAUGGGGAAACAAGAUCUGGAUUUGUCCUGGAUGCAACAAACCUGAUGAUGGCAGUCUCAUGAUAGGAUGUGAUGACUGUGAUGAUUGGUAUCAUUGGUAAGAGACUUUCUUUUUUUUUGUUUCUGGCCUUUUUGUACCAUUUUGUUUGUUUUCAUUUUGACUUUAGUUUUGCAUAGUUGGUGGCUAAGUUCCAGUUGUUACUGUCAAUUAAAGCCAUAGUUCAGUGUCCUGUUUUUGUGCCUUUUGGAGAAAAGUUGGGUUUGAAUGGCACAAAAAAUGAAUGGUUUGGGUAAUACCUUGGUUUUUGGUUUCACUGUUUUUAAGCUGGCAGUGUCACUGUAUAGGGACAGAAUAAAAGCAGCUUCAGGCAUAUUUGUUUUUCAUUUUGAGGAAUACAACACUGAUACUUCAUUGGCCGUUGUAGGUCAGCUGAUGACUGGUCAGGAGAAAUUUAAUGAAAGUCUGUGAUCAACCGUUACGACUGUAAAAGACUCAAGUGUGCAUAUUUGCCAAGUCAAUAGGGAAAAUUGAAGAGUGUAGCAUCUGUCCUGCUAACUCUGCUACUUUAUUUUGAUUCAUUACAGUGUUAAGCUUUCGUUGUUUCAGCUGCCUCUGCUGAUUGAUAUGCUCAGAUAAUAACACAUGCAUUUCAGUUUAAGUGUAACAGGAAAGGUAGUUUGUUUUUUCAGAGCAAAUGAAUAAAUCAAUAAAAGGAAAGGGAGGGAAUUUUAUUCUACUCUGUACACCUUUACAAGAUGUUUCUUAGUCAACAAAAUCAACAAGUUUGUGAUUUGUAGGCCAAAAACACGUUAAGAUACCAUACAUGUCCUACUCUCUUGUUUAGCAAAGAAGCUUUCCCUCUUUGCUGUUUGUGUUUCUGUUGGGGUUUCUUGUUUUUUAGUUUUGUAUAGUGAUAGUCCCAGCAGAACAAUAAAGUUUUAUUUUUGAAUUCUUUUUAAAAAUAUAUGUGGUCCAGAAGGUAGGGAAACACACUUCUCCCCUACAUAUUUUGCACAUGAAUUUUAGAGUUUGUCAGGGCUUUUUUAUUAAGAAAAUCAGAUGUUUGUGACAUAUGAAGUGUUUGAAAUGUUUACUUGUGGAAGCUACUGCAUUGUAUAAAAAAACUGGACAGUGACGAUGCACGCUUUUUCACGCAAUACAACUCUUCUCAGCAUUUAAAAAAAGUUAUUUGUGACCUAGCAAGGAGCGUGGGUGGCAGCAUCAGGCAUGAAAUUUGAUGUUUUUGCUCUCAAAGAAAUUGUUUAUCCAGCUAAACAAUAUUGGCGAGGUAGGCGAGAGAAGGCUUAGCAGGGCUUUUCUUCUCUAGUCUGUGACCAGUUCAGUAGUCACAUUCACCCUAACUUUCUUCUUACGCUGUAUCUAGAAACAUACUUUUAGAUACUCUACAAUGUCACACAUUUUUUUGCAAAAGUUUUAUGGGGGGAAAGCGUCAUGUUUGCGUUGACUAGAGAGGCCUUGGACGAGUGUUAGUCUUCAUCAGGCUCUGGCAGUCUAAGAUAGGGGUGAGUCAAGCCAGCGCAUUGUAAUUCCAGUGUUGUGAAAAAUGUGUUGGAUUGAAACCCUCAUCAGAGGUAAGUGAAUCCAUAUAUUUACUUCUACCAGCUGGGGUAGACGUCAGUAUACCAAACUAGAUUCAAAACUACAGAUUUAGCAAAAAUUUCACACAUUCCCUGAAGGUUCAGAAAGCUACUUCCUCCAAACACAUUAAAAAAGACUGUGUGACUACUCGUAGAGGAGAGUGUAGAACUUGACCGAAACAUUACUUUCAUUAGCCUUUAAUACUCAGGUAAUGAUGACAGUUGGUGCUAUUUUCAUUAAUUUGGUCUGAAAGUGUUCUUCAGACUGUUUGUAUUAUAAGAGUGGCUUCAGUUACUGUAUACCUAAAGGUUUUACAUCUUAACUGGCUUAUUAUGAAUCGCUUUACUUUUGUUGUCAAGCAGAAAUGACGAUAGAAGAUGUAGCAGGCAGCAAAGAUUCACAAACAGCUGAUUCCAGCUCUAACCAAUGCUAACAGGGAGUAGCUAUGAUGCUGCUAAACCAUAGACUGUAUAAACUAUGGACAACUUGGUUCCGCCUUCUGCCACAAUAUAGAUUUGAAGCUGAAAAGCUCUUGGUAAUUUUGUGUUUUUUCUCCACUUCUUGAAACCAACAUUUUGCAGUAGUGUACGCACUCCGCCACUUGCGUAGUAGCAUUGUACACAUUCGGCGGGAGAGUCGCUGUGAUGACGUUCAGCUCAAACAGUGUAUCCCCUUGUGAGCAAAGCAAUCUUGUACGCCCAUGGGCUGUAUCAAGUGUCAAUCAUAGAAAACAUGAACCCCCUAAUAACUUUUAAAAAUGGAGCUGUGCAGAAAAAAAGAGGACCUGAGCACAGACCAAGCUUACAAUAACUACAUGUCAACAUCGCAAGCAUGGGGGAGAACAUUUUAUAUUCUGUGUAAUAAAUUUCUAAAGUUUGUCCACAGCUCUCUUACUCUCUCUCUCGGGGUGGCUUGACCUAGGGAGGAGCAGACACUGUCCAUUCUAUAUACAGUCUAUGUGCCAGACACAGAGGGUGAAGACAUUGAGGAACAGGAUAAAGAGGAGGGUUGUCUGCAUCAACUGCCUCAAUGUUAUCGGACUAUUAUUUUCUUUCUGUGUGAGAUUAUCUGUGAAAAAUGGUUGACUAGGAUUCAUCAGUUUUAGUAUAACGCUCUCCUACAGUGCUGCAUGCACCUUGGUCGAGUUUUUUACUGUUGUGUUCAAUCAGACUGACUGCUGGAUAUGAGAAAAGUGAGUCAUGAACGAGUCAAAGGUCAACCAGGUAGUUGUUCAUUUGUUUACAGAGCUUUGACCUGAUCAGGUCAACCAAUCAGGUCCAGUGUAGAACUUCUCAAUAAACUGUGCUGCAUGUCAAAGGUUAUACAAAUGGCAAACAGUGAUUCAGUUUUUAUGAAGGACAUGUUACCAGUUUAUUUAAUAGUUAUUGAAUCCAGACUUACGAGUUGCAUGGAAAAAAAUACUAAAACAUCUUCAUUCUUAAAAUCUUGUCACUGACCUGGACUUUCCUCCUCUCUUGUCUAUUCAGGCCUUGUGUUGGAAUCCUCACAGCCCCUCCCGAGGAUCAGUCGUGGUUCUGUGUUAAAUGUUCCAGCAAGAAGAAGGACAAAAAACACAAGAAAAGGAAACACAAACCGCAUUGAGACUAUGCAAAAAGCACAUACCUUGGACUCUAUAUAUUUUUUGGACUUAAAGCCAUCACUGAACACUUGUGGCACUGCUGUAAAAUGAAAAGUUUAAAACUGUGGCUGAUGCUAACCUGAUGAUUUUUCUAAUGACAUCAGCCAAGAUGAUUUGUGAGUUGGAAAGAAGAAAAAAAAAAAGGCUUUAACCAGCACAUAACCAGCCUUAGCUCUCACGUGGGGCUCUGUGGUUUCCCCCUUUCACCUGUAAACUGUUUGCUUAUUUUUGUCGUCUGGUGGUUUCAGAUCACAAUUAUAUUUGUAUGAACUGACCAUGACAACAUGUCAAAGCUUGACAAAGCAGAUCCAGAGAACAACCAACAUCCACCCAACAUCCACUGUCUUUAUUUCUGUCCCUUUUGUUCGCCACCAGAGGAACGACCUCACGUUUUUUGCAGUAUCAUGGAAAUGUCAUGUAAAUAAUGAUGAUGGCGUCAGGUGUGUAUAAAUGUGUCAAUAUCAACUUCCAAGCCAAGUGCAUUUUGUUCUUAGGACUCUGACAUAAAUCCAUUUCAGAUAUUGGUUUUUAACUCAAAUGAUUUUCUGUAAUUUCUGUAUAUUUUUUAAAUUUAAAGUUUGUAUUUUAAUUUUUUCUUCAUAUGGAUUUUUCCUGGAGUUAUACUGUAGCUGUGCUUGUAAUGUGAUUCAUUUUGCUGAUAUUUCAAUAUUAAAGAUGAACAGUCUGUGUACGCACAGACUUUAAGAUGUAAAUCUCAUUACCAUCAGAACUGUAUCUACAUUUUCUUUAUUGAAUUGUAAAUCUGAACAAACGUUUGUUCACCCCAGCCUCCUUGUCCCCCAUUUUCUGCCUUUUUGCAUGAAGUACAGAUUAGAAUACUAUUACAAAACCA
Messenger RNA from Xyrichtys novacula (pearly razorfish), 8357 nucleotides. Lineage: Eukaryota; Metazoa; Chordata; Actinopteri; Labriformes; Labridae. The record is from the annotation of a GenBank genome assembly.